AUGCACUCUUUUGUGUGUAGUAGGGAGUCUUUGGCAGUUGUGCACACAUCUAAGAGCCUUAAGGAUCCAUCCAGAAGCUCAUCUACCCAGUUUUCUUGCCUCUCACGUACUUCUGAGCAUGUCUCUCAUGAAGAAACAAGAAUUGAAUCACUCCAUCUUGCUGGCCUGCCCACUCCAAGCUGGGAGUUGAGCCAUGGGAACUGUGCGAAGGCAUUGAUCUCGUGGUUCCUAGACAGAGGGCACCGCGUGAGGCUGGCUUCACAGAGCAGCGAACACCUCUGGCUCUUGACAGUGGAGGGAUCACAGGCUUCUGCACUUCCAAUCCGAUGA
Messenger RNA from Sphenostylis stenocarpa, 330 nucleotides. The record is from the annotation of a GenBank genome assembly. Lineage: Eukaryota; Viridiplantae; Streptophyta; Magnoliopsida; Fabales; Fabaceae.